Messenger RNA from Cotesia congregata, 876 nucleotides. NCBI's taxonomy places the organism in Eukaryota, Metazoa, Arthropoda, Insecta, Hymenoptera, Braconidae. The record is from the annotation of a GenBank genome assembly.
AUGGCCGCAGCAUAUGAAGAUCCGAAAGUAACGUGUCCAAUUGACAAAUCUCAUGAAAUUUUUAGGUCGAGGUUGCCGCAACAUCUAAUUAAGUGUUUAAAGGCUAAUAAACUAGUAAAUAAAAUGAUAUGUCCAUACAACACUACGCAUUUAAUUAAUAUUAACGAGAAAGAGAAACACCUGAUGGAGUGUGAGAGCUAUGCGAAGAUUUUUAUUGAGAGUGCUGAGAUGGCGGAAAAACCCAACUACUCUGGAGUUGUUCACUUCGACGAUGCUGUAGAUCAAGUGACGAGGGCUCUCGAAGCUUCUGGGAUAGAUGGACAAGAAGAGAAAGUAUGUUUUAUCGACGGCCCGGCGUACAAUCCUGAAGAAGCUAAAAUUAAUGAACAAUUGUACCGGCAAUUGAAUGGUGAAGCCAAGUCUGCGAGAAAGAACUUCCGUAGAGAAGAAGUUAAGAGACAUGCUGAACUAGAAGCUAAACAAUCGACUGUAAUGCAAAAUGGCGGUCAUCGAUCAAACAAGGCUAAACUCAAGAAGACGCAUCGACCAACCGCACUUAAAGAUAAGGGUAAAAAAGACGAUACUUCUGAAGACGGAAGCAUUUAUCAAGGGUUGCCUUUAAAUAAACCCACUGAACACAAAAUUUCCGAAGACUUAGGUGAAGGUUCCAACGUAAGUAGAGCUGAAGAUGAUAACAGUGGUGCAAUCGCAUCCCCGGUAAGAAGUAAUAAAUCUGCUGACUUGGAUACUUCUAUUAAAUCCAAAGAAGAGCUUAUUGAAGACACUAAAACUGAGACUGACAAUUUUCUGGAAGAAUCAGAUUAUGAUAACGCUACCUCUGAACUAUAUAAAAAAUAUAACGUACACAAUGUUUAA